Messenger RNA from Ictalurus furcatus (blue catfish), 6228 nucleotides. RefSeq names its product nucleolar protein 4-like b (gene nol4lb). The record is from RefSeq and is a predicted model, not a curated record. NCBI's taxonomy places the organism in Eukaryota, Metazoa, Chordata, Actinopteri, Siluriformes, Ictaluridae. The coding region runs from base 940 to 3063 and encodes 707 amino acids. The transcript is spliced from 11 exons.
UUUUCAAUGGCGGGAGGGUGCAGCUGCUUUGUGUUGGUUUGGGGUGUCUCGAGCACUUCCUGGAUUUGAGAGUCGCCUCCGCGCGCGCAGUCCCGUCACAGCCAGCCAGCCAGCCAGCCAUCCAGCCGCGCUCCGGGACCUUUCCGCUUCCACGCGCCUUUUAUUGCACGGAAUUUACACGGAAACGCGUUCAUUUGAGCGAUCAUCUGAAUGAGAGACGCGUGCUUCCGAUUCCGUUGUCCGUUCCGCGCUUAGCUCUGUUUGGGACGGCAGCUCAUUCUAACAGGUGGUAAGCGAAUUCAGGUGGAGCUCAGCUCAGGAGGAGGAGGGUGUACAGGCUAUUUCAACGACGAACGGUUUUGCCGAACGGAGCUCAAACAAAAGACUUUGACAGCUAGCGUCUUAUCUGUUUUUUUAUUUUCUAUUAUUAUUAUUAUUAUUAUUAUUAUUAUUAUUAUUAUUAUUUAAAAUCAGGGAUUUAUUGAGGGAUUGUCCCGGUGCAUCCGAGCAUUCAGAAGAGCCGAGCAGCUCGUGGUAAUUAGCUUGAGAAUCUAGUCUACAGAACACAGGUGGGGGAGAGUGAGACAUAUAGACUGUGCGGGGUUUUUUGGACUGGUAGGAAAGCAGCCCCCUCCCCUCUGUUCCUUUGAGAAAAGCCAGCACCGAUAUUGGUUCCGUUUUCCCUCUGGGACAAGAGGAGAAACGGUUCAGCAAACAGGUGCGAGGACGGACGCACGCACGCACGCGCACACUCCUGGCUCAUUGUUUAAACGGGAUACACCUAUGUGCUGAGACUAAAUGUCCGAGAGCACGAGCUCGAGAUUUCUCACUCAGAAGGGGAGAAACUAGGGGAGCGUGACGUAUUUGGAAAUAGCUCAUUUUCGAAGUCCCACUCUGACGAUUCAGAGGAGGGUUUAGGACAGACAGAGAGAGAGAGAGAUGUCAGGAAGGAAGCACAACGCGGAUUCCUCGAAAAGGAACCCGGCACCAUCCGAAAUUGAAAUGUUCGGCGAAUUUCAGGACUGGUGCCUGCGCACUUACGGAGAUUCGGCCAAGACAAAGACCGUGACCCGGCGCAAAUACGACAAAAUCCUCCAGGCGCUCUCUCUGGGCGAGGACUCGGACGCCUACGCGGAUGGCAGCCACAUCAACGCCAAAUUUAAGUUCUGGGUUAAAUCCAAAGGCUUCCAAGUCGGGAACGGCGACAGCCAGAAAGACAGGAAUGGAAAAUCCGACAGACCCGUGCUGUACGUCCCCAUCAAGGCAACGUGUGUGGACAGUGCUGCCGGACAGGAGAUCUCGUCUCUGAAGAGAGUUGCCGUGGUGGAGGAUUUCUACGAUAUCAUCUACGCCAUGCAUGUGGAGAUCAGCUCUGACCAAGCCAAAGCACCCAAACAUGCUGGCCAGAAGAAAACAUAUAAAGCGAUAGCAGAGACGUAUGCGUUUCUUCCUAGAGAAGCAGUGACCCGAUUCCUGAUGGGCUGUGGAGAGUGUCAGAAGAGGAUGCACAUCAGCCCAGGUGGAGCCGAAUGCAAGGAAAAUGACCGGCCUGCGUCUCUGGCCCCUGACCUCAUCGACUACAACAUGCCUUUGACCACCACCUACCUGAAACAGAUGAAACUGCAGUGCAUUAACAACAAGGAGCAGGAUGAGAGUUCAGUGAGCAGUGAGGAGUUUGAUAUGAGCGACCCCACAUGGAUUUCAACUGAGCACCAUAGCGCACGCUCAGACCUGCAUCCAGCCGCUAAUAUAGAGAGAAUGCUCAGCCCCCAAAACACACACAAAGAAGACGAUGAUGACUCUUCAUCAGAAAGUGGGAGUGGCAACGGCAUCCACAGCAUGACCCCUCCGUCUAUGGGUGUGGUGUCUGGGAGUGACGGUGCAGUGGCUGGACCAGUGACUGGGUCAUAUAAUCAGGUUAACGGAAAUAGGACAGCUGUGCCACUGGAUUUCAGCACGACUUCCUCCUCAUCCUCAGAAGAACAGCAGCCGGUGAACCUGAGAGAGCGAAUGAGUCAGGCCCUGCCCACUGCUGCAGCCAUGCUAGCCACAUUCAACCCGGAGCACUCGGAGGAGUUUCGCCGAAAAUAUCACAAACCGCCACUGGCCUCAGAGCUGCGCCUUGACCGAGACAUCAGGGACUACGCCAACAAGUCUCCUCAGUACAGUUCAGGAAGCUAUGACUCCAUAAAAAUGGAGAUGUGCGCCGAGGACCUGACAGUCACUCGCUCUCAGGCUGCCGAUGAUGACGAUGACGAUCACGAUGACCACGAUGACAGUGACAAGAUUAACGACACAGAGGGAGUGGACCCAGAGAGGCUGAAGGCAUUCAAUAUGUUUGUGCGUCUGUUUGUUGAUGAGAACCUGGACCGCAUGGUGCCCAUCUCCAAGCAGCCAAAAGAAAAGAUCCAGGCCAUCAUUGAAUCCUGCAGUCGCCAGUUCCCAGAGUUCCAGGAGCGUGCACGCAAGCGUAUCCGCACCUACCUCAAAUCCUGCCGCCGCAUGAAGAAGAACGGCAUGGAGACCCGGCCCACGCCACCACACUUGACCUCAGCGAUGGCAGAGAACAUUUUAGCUGCUGCUUGUGAGAGUGAAACGAGAAACGCUGCCAAGAGGAUGCGGAUGGACGUCUACCAAACACACGAGGAUCAGAUAGCUCUGGAGAAGGCUGUCUCUCGUGAGCCGGUGCCUCUGACCCACUCUGCAUAUUCUCUGGCAGCUUCUGCUUACUCCCAGGACCAACUGUACAUCAACGGAGGCCUUGGCUACAACUACCGUGCUUUCGCUGGCUUGGCGGGCAACAUGCAGCACCCAGUCUCUCUCACGACCCCUGCUGCCCAGACCAAUGGACCUACCGAUCUCAGUAUGAAGUCUCUGGCUUCAAACUCAUCUACGUCAAGCACCAACAGUCUUGGGCGGAGUGCAGGAGGAGGGACCUCUGCUCAGCUCAGCCAUACUGAAGUGACAGCAGUGCGUCAGCUGAUCGCUGGCUACCGCGAAUCAGCAGCCUUCUUACUUCGCUCAGCCGAUGAGCUGGAAAACCUCAUACUACAACAGAACUGACCUGUACACUCUCCCUCUCAUCUCAUCGCCACUUUCUAUCUCUCUCAGUCUGCCUUUUAUCUUUAACUCUCGCUCCAUCACCUCAGGUCUCUAUUUGCUAGCCUCACUCUCAUCGUCAUUCUCAGAGGCAUGCACAUUUGAAGAUAUCAGGAGAGAUGAUGAAGCAUUGAUCAGUAUGCUGGCACAUUCAGAUCGCCUACAAAGAGAAACAAAGAAAGGGGGCUGAUGAAGACGGGAGCAUGCUGCAGUGCUGUAGUGCUGUGUUGAAGAAGAAGAAGAAAACACUGUUCCUGUGGGUGGGUGGCUGGCCUUGUGAAUCAUACACCUCUCCACCUCCAUGCCCUUAAGCCCAUUAACUAAAACAACUCCUUUAAUCUUUUUCCCUUUACACUCCCUGCUUUCGAGAGCCACUAAUUUCCUGAUUUUUGUUCUUUUGUUUUUUUUCUUUUUUUUUUGGUAAUCUGCUUUUUCACAGGAGGCAUUAUGUAGUGCCAGUACUCCUGUUUAUUAUUAAACGAAGACACAUUUGAGUUAAGUUGAAGGAAGAUACCUGAAAAGAAAUGAAAGUUUAAAGAGAAAACAACAAAUAAGACCUUUACAUUCGCUGUACAUAAACGCGCUCUGUUCUAAAGCACUUUUUUUUUUCACUCGCUCUGACCUCUCCUCCCUAACACUGCUUUUGCCGUAGGGAGAAAAUUGUGUAACUUAUGCAUACAAAUACAGGUGGAGCUCACCUGGAAAUACCUCAGCCUGUCCAAAUCCUCUGUGUCCCAGUUCACGUUUUCUGUCUGAGGGAGAAGAAUCCCUCCUUCUAGUACUACCUUAUGCGUCCAGUGCCUCUCCAGGAUCUAAAAGAGGGCAUGCAUAUGGAAUGUGAGCUUGGUUUGUUUCUAGUUAUUUAUUUUAUUUUAUUUUUUAUUUUUUUGCUUCUAUAAUGUAAUGUACAUAUUCAAUUCACCAGAAGGUAUUGAUUACAGAAAUACACUGAAAUGAAAUACACUGGAAAUGGAGGAUUAGACUUAAUGGAGUGUUUUGAUCAGGUAAAGAUCUCUGCUUUAAUGAUUGGGUCUUUUGGGGCCUCUUAAAGCAUUUCAACUAUGGAUGCCAAUUCUAUACUCCACUACCUUUCUUUUGUAAUGCCAUUCUUCUGAAGUCACCUCUUCUUUCAUGCACAUGUCUGGAGCAAUGGAGGGAGCGUGAUGAAAGGAUGGAGGAAGGAUCUGUUAGUCUUUUUAUCUGUUGACUUUUUCUCAAAGGCCAUUAAUUCCACUCUGCUGCUAAGUACUUGGACUUUUACGCCACAGACCUGAAACCUCAAGCCUCCUGCACAACCAGAGCACCUCAACCUGGGAUAAAAAACAAACAAAAGACCAACAAAAAGCAAAAAAAAAGAAAAAAAAAGAAGAAAAGGUCCUGAAACAGACAGUGGAAGUUUAUUCAUUUGAAUGCUGAGAAAGAGAAAUUACUGCCAUAUUAGUUUCCUGCAUUCACAUCUUGUUAGUGACCUGUAUCAUCGUUGAGGGUUGAGUUUGCUUUGCAGCUGCGUUUUGUUUCGCUUGGAGUUUAAAUGCAUGCUUAGUUCCUGAGAUCAGUAGAGGUCUGCUUCUCUAUCUGUGGCACGAGAGCUUUCACAUGCUCAAACAUGCACACAUUCCCUUACAUGUGGAGUCUCUGGGGGAAAUGAAUCUUCAGAGGGAGAGAAGAGAAAAUGCAAGCUGUUUUAGUUAUUAGUGAGGUAGACUCGUGUUGGGCCUGACUGACUGGUGUGUCACUGUAAUUUGCUCCUCAUUGCACACUGAGGCAGUGCUGCUCUGCCACUGUGGAGCUCUGUGUGAAAGCUUGAGGUUGCACUGCUAGUGAGGAGCAAGAGGAAGAUAACUGCAAUGCAAAAGAUAAUCAAAUGCGUUCCUGGUCCUAAAGGAGAGAGUUGGAUGCGUAGAGACUACCAUGACCUGUAAUGAGGGGCAAGCACUGAAGUGAGUUUCCAUUGUCUAGCAUUAGUGGGAUCUUGCAUUAACAUUGACAGUAGACAUAUAAAAUAAAGGCGGUAAUGGUGGCAUAAUGUAAAAUAGAUCUUCAGUGAAGUGUGUGUAGGUUUUACAUCGUGCUUUCUGCCCAAGUAUAGUCAUUGCAGAUAUGUUGUUGUAGUAAUACAAUAUCCAGCUGGCUCAAACCACUAUAAAUAUGGGAGAAAUACUGCAUGUGUUACAUUCUGUAUGCUAGUCUGGGUAGAUCUGCGCAUUUUAACUCUCUCUCUCGCUCUCAAUUAUUGGUAGUGACAAGGAUGAGGAAAUAUGCAAAAUGACCAGUCCUCUCCUCACUGUGCUCUUGUCUUACUGUGGCUGCUUGGUUUUAAAUUUUAAGGUAUCCAUCCCCCUUGAGUCUACGGGGUGUGAUGUUUUGAUCCACUCAUUUAGUUCUUCCCACUCAUUUACUUUAAGGGAAUAGCAGUGUAGAUGUCCUCAAUUUUUCUUUGAAUCAAAAAAGCCUUGUUGCGUUGCAGUUCAGCUUCUUGAUUUAAUGUUUGUGGUGUUCCUGUUAACAGCAUUCUCUGUGAUGUUCUAGAUAAGAAGACCGCUCAUAAGUGAUCUUUGUUAAUAUCUUUUACUUUUGCUGACUAAUUCUCUCUCCUUUUCUGCUCAGUCCUUACAUUAAAGCACUAGAGACUGAUAUAAAGGCUGAGUACGAGGACUGAUAUCUUGCUCUCCUGUCUUUCUGUCUCCAUCUAUCCCUCCUUUGCUCCCACUGGUUCGGAGCGAUGGAGGGAUGGGUCCUGAUGCUUAUUAAAAUCACUCAGACACUGCUGAAUUUAGACUAACCUCACAUGCCACUAAGUUCUGCUCCGGUUGCUCAGAAUUUGAAAUUGUGACAGUUCUACAUUUGUAAUAUAGGCAAUGGACCGCUAACGUUAUUUGUGGAAAGAUUGUGAGAUUAUAUGGGGAAAUAAAAGGCACGCUCAUUCACCCAUCUGGGAAUUUUCUCCCUCCAGCUCCCUCAUGGAUGGCAACUUUCUGGAUACAAACUGUAAAAACAAGGCAAACGACAAUCUUGGAAAAGGUGUAAUUAGUUCGGUUAGAUUUCCCUUCUCCGUGUGCGGCUAUUGUUUACAGUGCGUAUGGGAGAAUAUGGGGCGAUUUAGCCAUAACCUGAGCAUCUCUGACAUCU